AAAAGUGAGGUUAUGUCAAUAGUCAAAUUUAAGGUUUGAGGUUAUGUCACACUCAAAAGUGUGGUUAUUUGGAGACACGAAUCGUCCUCAUUUUCGCUCAAUAUGGUCCAAAACGAGGACUUGGUGCCCCGCCUAAUUACCACUUUCGGUUUGAGUGACCAAAAGGCGAAAGAAACGUUGAAAAAUGUCCCCCUCACUCAAACCCUAACCACAAUUCUGCACGAGGUGCGCGAAGUGGUGCUCCCUGAGGGUGCCGGCACUCUCCUCUACCACUUGGCCACGAAAAUCAAGCCCCAAAUCAGCCACCAUUUACCCCUCAUCACCAAAUACAUUGUUACAAAAAAACUAGAUAAUACAAUCCGGGUGGAGAAAGCCAUCGAGUAUGCUUUAAGCCACCUCAAAGACAUCGAUUUGCGGGAGUUUGAGUCGUAUUGUGGGGUCGGUGUGGUGGUCACCCCCGAGGAAAUCGAGUCAGUGGUUGAGGGGCUCAUCUCGGGGCACAAAACCGAGCUGCUUGAGAAGCGCUACCGGUUCAAUGCGGGCCCSCUGAUGCAGAAAYUCAGGGCGAAGCUCCCAUGGGCUGAUGGCAAAGCCAUCAAAAACGAAAUCGACCUCCAGAUUUUUGAUUUAUUGGGCCCCAAAACCGAAGAAGAUCUAGCGCCAGCCCCCAAAACCGACAAGAAGAAAACACCGACGAGACCAAAGCUUGAUGAAAAAGCCCCCCAAGACACGGGAUUAACAAUUUUAGAUGUCAUGAAAAAAAUCAAUUUUUACAAACCGGGCGAAAACUACAAAACUGACGGUUAUGUCAUUACUGAAAACACGGAGAAAUUACUGAAAGAGCAUCUGAAAGCCACAAGGGGGCGCGUCCAGACUCGGUUCCCCCCUGAACCCAAUGGGAUCCUCCAUAUUGGACACGCCAAGGCGAUUAACAUCAAUUUUGGGUACGCCGCAGCCCAUGAUGGGGUCUGUUACCUGAGAUAUGACGAUACUAAUCCUGAAAAAGAGGAAGAGAAGUUUUUUACAGGGAUUAAAGACAUGGUCACGUGGUUGGGCUACAAACCGUACAAAAUCACACAUUCGUCCGAUUAUUUCGACCAAUUGUACGAAUGGGCCGUUGAAUUGAUUAAAAAAGGGAUGGCUUAUGUGUGUCACCAAUCGGCUGAUGAAAUGAAAGGGUUUAACCCCCAGCCUUCUAGAUGGAGGGACAGACCGGUUGAGGAAAGUCUACAGUUGUUUCWGGAUAUGAAAAAUGGGAAAAUUGAUGAAGGUGCUGCCACCCUACGAAUGAAAAUAACCCUAGAAGAAGGUAAACUAGAUCCAGUGGCGUACAGGAUACGAUUCACACCCCAUCACAGAACGGGGACUAAAUGGUGUAUUUACCCCACUUAUGAUUAUACACACUGUUUGUGCGAUAGUAUUGAAAAUAUAACGCAUUCUCUUUGCACCAAGGAAUUUCAAUCGAGGAGGUCGAGUUAUUAUUGGUUGUGUAACGCUUUAAAUAUUUAUUGCCCAGUUCAGUGGGAAUAUGGCCGUUUAAACAUCAAUUACACUGUAGUUUCAAAACGUAAAAUCGCCAAACUUAUCGAAGAAGGCAUCGUGAACGACUGGGAUGACCCGCGUUUGUUCACAUUGACGGCUCUCCGAAGACGGGGAUUCCCCCCCGAAGCCAUCAACAACUUUUGUGCUCAAUUGGGGGUCACGGGGGCUCAAAGUACUGUCGAUCCGGCCAUGUUGGAGGCCUACGUACGCGAUUUUCUCAAUAAUACGGCACCGAGACGCAUGGUCGUCUUGGAUCCACUUGAAAUUGUCAUUGAGAAUUUCCCAGGGAAGCCCCGAUUAAUCACCGUUCCGAAUUUCCCCAAUAAACCGGAAUUGYGCGAACAUAGUGUGACAUUUGGACCGAAAAUUUACAUCGAACGAAGUGAUUUCCUCGAGGAGGGGAAUAAAAGCUACCGYAGGUUGACUAAAAGUCAAAUUGUUGGGUUACGACACMCCGGGUUUGUYCUACAAGUGAACGAAGUGAGGAAAAAUGCUUCGGGGGAAGUACUUGGGGUGGUUUGUAACUGCAUCGAGGUCGAGAAAGUUAAUAUCAAACCGAAAGCUUUUAUUCAUUGGGUUUGUGAACCGAUUGAAGUGGAAGUUAGGCUUUAUUCAACACUAUUUAAACAUAAAAACCCUGAGGAUCCGAAUGAAGUUCCCGGUGGUUUUGUUACCGAUUGUAAUGACAACACUUUAACUAUUUUGCGCAGUUUUGCCGAUAGGAGUCUCAAAAAUGCGAAAAUUUAUGCCAAGUUUCAGUUUGAACGAAAUGGAUUUUUCUCGGUUGAUCCUGAUACGACGACGGAAAAGCUAAUUUUCAACCAAACUGUUGGCCUGAAAGAAGAUGCCGGGAAAUGAGAACGUUUAAUAAAUUUUUCAAAGAAAAAAUUGUUUUAUUUCAGAGACCCCAAAACGGGGGCUGCGUUUACUGUAAGGUUUGUUUAGGGUUUCAACCCCCA
Messenger RNA from Tribolium madens (black flour beetle), 2501 nucleotides. RefSeq names its product probable glutamine--tRNA ligase. Gene Ontology annotation, molecular function: glutamine-tRNA ligase activity; ATP binding. The record is from RefSeq and is a predicted model, not a curated record. Bases 103 to 2400 code for a protein of 765 amino acids. The transcript is spliced from 7 exons. Gene Ontology annotation, cellular component: aminoacyl-tRNA synthetase multienzyme complex; cytoplasm; cytosol. Lineage: Eukaryota; Metazoa; Arthropoda; Insecta; Coleoptera; Tenebrionidae. Gene Ontology annotation, biological process: translation; glutaminyl-tRNA aminoacylation.